This is a messenger RNA of Aphidius gifuensis, 1526 nucleotides long. It is a transcript of the gene Zpr1, whose product is annotated as zinc finger protein ZPR1. NCBI's taxonomy places the organism in Eukaryota, Metazoa, Arthropoda, Insecta, Hymenoptera, Braconidae. The record is from RefSeq and is a predicted model, not a curated record. Gene Ontology annotation, cellular component: nucleus; cytoplasm. The transcript is spliced from 3 exons. Gene Ontology annotation, molecular function: zinc ion binding. The coding region runs from base 116 to 1438 and encodes 440 amino acids.
AUUGAAUUGUUUGUCAACCGGCAUUAUAACCUAAAAAAAAAAAUUAAAAAACAUUCUAGAACAUUCGAUCAGGUUGGAUCCACGUUAAACAACUUGAACAAUAUUACAAUUAAAAAUGAGUCAACAAAUUGAAUCUGUUAAAAAACCAAUAUUUCAAGAACUAACUGCUGAUGAUCCUGAUGCUGAAGCUACAGUUAUUGAGAGCAUGUGUAUGAAUUGUGAAAAAAAUGGUACAACAAAGUUAUUAUUAACUAAAAUACCACACUACAAGGAUGUCAUUCUUAUGUCAUUCGAUUGUGAACAUUGUGGUUUUCAAAAUAAUGAAAUACAAAAUGGUGGUAAAAUAAAUGAAAAUGGAAUUAAAAUUGAGCUUGAAAUGACAAAUGAAAAUGAUUUAAAUCGUCAAAUUGUCAAGUCUGAUUAUACUUGUGUUAAAAUUCCAAGUAUUGAUUUUGAAAUACCACCACAAUCACAAAAAGGAGAGGUAACAACUGUCGAGGGAAUUAUUGAUCGUGUAAUAGCUGGUUUGAUUCAAGAUCAAUCGAAACGUCGUGAAGAAAAUCCUGACAUUGCUGCUGAAAUUGAUUUAUUUAUAAUAAAAUUAAAAGCAUUAAAAAUCAUUGAUGAACCAUAUAAAAUAAUAUUUGAGGAUAUAACUGGUGAAUGUCAUGUUGAAAAUCCAAAUUCACCUCAAAGAGAUCAUCACGUUAAAAUAAGUCAUUUUGUUAGAUCUGAAGAACAAAAUAAAAUGCUUGGAAUAUUUGAAGCAAAUAAUGAUGAAUUAUUAAAACCAAUAGCACCAGGUACAUUUACACUUGAACAGCUAGAAGGUGAAGUAUUGACAUUCCCAACAAAUUGUCCAGAGUGUAAUAAUCCAUGCUCGACAAACAUGAAAAUGACAAACAUACCACAUUUUAAAGAAGUCGUUAUAAUGGCAACUGUUUGUGAUAUAUGUGGACACAGAACAAAUGAAGUUAAAAGUGGCAGUGGUAUUGAACCAGAAGGUAUUAAAAUUGAAGUUAAAAUAAAUGACAGAGAAGAUUUUAGUCGUGAUGUAUUAAAAUCUGAAACAUGUGCUAUGGAAAUACCAGAAUUAGAUUUUGAAGUUGGUUCUGGUGCACUUGGUGGUAGAUUUACAACAGUUGAAGGUUUAUUAACAGCAACAAAAGAUCAAUUAAUAUCAAGCUCAACAUUUGAUGGUGAUAGUGCCGAUAUAUCUGCUGGUAAAAGAUUAGAUAAAUUUACAAAAAUUCUUGAUGAAAUACUUGAUAGUAAACGUUCAAUUACACUUGUACUUGAUGAUCCAGCUGGUAAUAGUUAUAUUCAAAGUUUAGCUGAUUCUGGAUGUGAUGACAGGCUAAAAAUAACACGUUACAUAAGAAAUUAUGAUCAAAAUGAAGAGCUUGGAUUGAAUGACAUGAAAGUUGAAAAUUAUUAAAACUUUAUUUUCAUUUUUUAAUUGUAAAUAAUCAACAAUUAAAUUGUUUUUUUUAAUAUUUGAUUGAUAAAUAUAUUAUUAAUUAAAU